AUGGACUACAGCUCUGAUUAUUUUCCUAUAGCUUACUCUCCAACAUCAACAUAUCUCAAUCGUCAUAGCACCUGCAAGGAACGUCUAAACCAAUUAUAUUUUUCAGGAUUUGCUCGCUAUUUUUACAUCACUCAGAUUAUUUUAAGUCUCUUUAGCAUGAUUUGGGUUUUAAAUCAUAUCAAGAGAUAUCCAAGUAAUUUCUAAACAGAUCAAGGAUGGUUUAUCGCAUUAGAAGUCAUAAUCUGUGUAACAAUUUUAUCUGAAAUUUUGCUUACUCCCCCUCCGUGAGCGAACAAAAAAAUUUUUUGUUCGCUUACAUAAUUUUUUUUUUUAAACAUUUAUAUAAAUUUUAUAAAAUUUUUUUUUCAAAUUCCAAAAAUUUUUAAAAAUGAGAAGCAAAAGUUUAAUUUAAUUUGCGAAUUUAUAUAUUUAAAAACGUAAGCUGUUUAAAAUUAAUCAGAAUUAGCUAGAGAUUUCGUUCUAUAGUUAUCAUUUAUAUAUCAAUUUUUUUUCACCAAAAUUUUUGUUCGCCCACGGAGGGUGUUUUUUUUUUGGCAAAAAAUAAGGAUUUUUCUAAUAUUUGUGUUUGCUUACGGAGGAGGGGGAGUUAGAAUGUAUUUAAUCGGUCUUCGCCGAUUUUGAACUGCAUUGAGUAAUAUAUUUGAUAUUUUCAUAAUUAUUCUAUGCAUCUACGGGAUCAUUUUUGCCUGCACACAAGAUACCUUAUUUGACGACUUAGGAGGCAUAGUCGGCAUUUUUGUACUUAUCGUCCGAAAUUUAGUUCUCCUUUUACGAGUGCUAUUAUAUUUCAAAAAUAAACAUCGAAAAAGAAUCCCAAGCAUUCAUUUAGAAGAAAUGGCGCUGACUUCACCAUUAGAGAAUGAAGUAAAUAUGCAGACAAGCUUGCAGGUAAAUAGAGAAGUAAUUCAAGAACUUUAUAAGCCUAGGCUAGAUGUGCUGCAUGAAGAAGACGAAAUUAUGGAAAGCAGCUAUAAGACACCUUCUAUAUGGAAAGGCAGGGCAAGCCAGAAUUAA
This is a messenger RNA of Blepharisma stoltei, 1035 nucleotides long. Lineage: Eukaryota; Ciliophora; Heterotrichea; Heterotrichida; Blepharismidae. The record is from the annotation of a GenBank genome assembly.